CAAACUAUGCAUUGCUAAUCCAUUUAAGCUUUGAAAUCUCUUGCUCGGACUUGUCAAGAACCUCUCCGAGCUGCAACAAUGGCUUAUCAGGAUUCCUCAACCUCCUCGUUGAUGCUACUAGUUAUUUUAUCAUCAAUGGCUAGCAACAUAGUGAUGGGAGAGGCUCAUCGCCUACUGGAAACCACUUUGCCUGAGCUUCCUAAUCCUGAGCUGCCACCACUUCCCCAUGUCCCGGAGCUUCCCAAGCCUGAGCUCCCACCUCUGCCUAAAGUCGAAUUGCCACUGGUACCUCAGCUUCCAACUCUGCCCAAGCCUGAGCUGCCAACUAUGCUAAAACCUGAGUUACCGGUUAUGUCCAAACCUAAGCAAACUGUCAUGCCAAAACCUGAGUUGUCUGCUGUGCCCAAACCUGAAUUGCCUGUUGUGCCCAAGCCUGAGUUGCCUACCAUGCCAAAACCUGAGCUGCCUAUUGUGCCAAAACCUGAGUUGCCAACCAUGCCCAAGCCUGAGCUGCCUACCGUGCCCAAACCUGAGUUGCCAACUUUGCCAAAACCUGAGCUACCCACUGUACCGAAGCCUGAAUUGCCAAAAAAGCCAGAAGUACCAUCAGUACCCCAUCUCCCCGACCUUGGUAAACCCACAUUGCCAACCCUGCCCAAGGACAUUCCAAUUCCUUUAGUGCCCAAAGCUAAACCUUGAAUGUUUCUUCCCUCCAUUGCAGUGUUGUGUCUCUUAGAAGAUGCUCCUCCAGACAUUUCAGUUAGAGUGCUUGAUACAGGAUUUGCAUAGAAGUGCCCGUGUUUCCUAAUAGAUUAUCCAUGUAAAUCUGUUGCCGAGUGGUUGCUAUUCAUUUUUCUGUCAUUUAUUUGUGCCAUCUUCUGUAUUUUUAAGUUUAAAUUGAUAUUUAUUUGAGUGAUUUUCUAUGUUUA
This is a messenger RNA of Diospyros lotus (date-plum), 929 nucleotides long. Its product is annotated as protein PELPK1-like. The coding region runs from base 79 to 699 and encodes 206 amino acids. The record is from RefSeq and is a predicted model, not a curated record. The transcript has a single exon. Lineage: Eukaryota; Viridiplantae; Streptophyta; Magnoliopsida; Ericales; Ebenaceae.